CUAGGAGGUGCAUUAGAGUUGGGUAAUUGUUGGCAAAAAUGCAAGGAUUAGCACCAAAUCUGUGGCUUCUAAUCUCAGUUUUGACCAACAAUGUCGACAUUGUGAAAAGUUUCUUUCAGUGUGCUACACGCCUACACGAGAUCCAUCCUCCAUUGACAUUGCACCGGCACCCUAUGUGUGCUGAAAUCAUUGAGGCAUUCCAGAAAUGUCAUGCAGAUCACCCUUUUGGCAAAAUUUUCGGCAAGUGCACUGAGCUCAAAAUUAAACUUGAUGGCUGCUUCAGGAAGGAGGUGGAUGCUAGAGCAAGUUAUAGCCUGUCAUUAGGAGUAUCCUAUCCUGAGUUACUUGUACUUGAUGAUAAGAAUACUCCAUUAUCUACAGAACACUUGCGUUCAGAAAAUUCCGUAAGACAAAGAAGCAAUGGAGGUUGUGUUUGCCUUAAGCAUAUCACCCUCUUUUACUUCAGCGACAUCGACAUAAUCUGCGGGAAGCCAAGAAGGAUGUCGCUAAUGCUAUUGAUUGUAGCUGAUUUUUUGAUUAAACUCGAGAACAAGAAUGGGAAUGCUCCCCUUGACUAUAGCAGUGUUUCCAUCAACCAGUCUGCUCUCUUAUAUUUGUUAGAAUAUUUUGAAGCACAAGGUGUGCAAGGUGUUAACAUGCUAGAGAAACUGGCAUUGGACUUAGCAGACACAAAAACAAGACUCGGGAAUCCUACAGUUCCAAUGGAUACUGGGUAAUUCUGUCUUGUGUCAUGGAAUUGUUAGCAAGCUCACAUGGCUCACAGUGUGGAUUUUGUACUCCUGGAUUUGUCAUGUCCAUGUAUGCUUUACUAAGGUCUAGUCAAACUCCUCCAACUGAGCAGCAAAUUGAAGAAAGUCUGGCAGGGAACUUGUGUCGCUGCACAGGUUAUAGGCCAAUUAUCGAUGCCUUUAGAGUUUUUGCUGAAACUGAUGACAUGAUAUACACAGUUGGUAACUCGGCAAGCCAACAAGGCAACGAGUUUAUUUGUCCUUCAACUGGUAAACCCUGCUCAUGUGGACAAAAGUCUGAUGGGAAUUCACCUUGCCGUGCCUCCCGCCCCAGGCUAUAUUAGGCUGUGUGCCCGGGCAGCAAAUUUUCCAGCUUUCCUGCCUCGGUUGGAUUUACAAAUGAGGGAAAGGUACUAGCUCUGGACCUUGAGAUAUAUAACAAUGCUGGAAAUUCACUUGAUCUCUCUCUUGCUGUCCUUGAACGCGCAAUGUUUCAUUCAGACAAUGUUUAUGAGAUACAAAUGCCCGCAUAAAUGGCAAAGUUUGCUUCACCAAUCUUCCAAGCAAUACUGCCUUCCGUGGAUUCGGUGGCCCACAAGGGAUGCUGAUUGCUGAAAAUUGGAUUCAGAGGAUAGCCAUGGAGCUCGAGAAGAACCCGGAGGAGAUCAGGGAAAUAAACUUCCAAAGUGAAGGAUCAAUAUUGCACUAUGGCCAAAUACUUGAGCAUUGUACAUUACCCGAGUUGUGGAAUCAACUGAAAUUAUCACGCGACUUCCAUAGAGCACGUCCUGAUCUGGAGCUCCAAAUGUUAAGGCUAUACAUUCUUCAAAAGCUGUUGGCGAACCUCCAUUUUUUUUGCUUCCGCAGCCUUUUUUGCCAUCAAGGAUGCUAUCGCAGCUGCUAGAGCGAAGCAGGCUACAGUGGUUGGUUUCCUCUUGACAUCCUGCUACACCUGAGAGAAUCCGUAUGGCUUGCACUGAUGAAUUUACGUUGAGAUUUGUCGAUCCAGAGUUCCGUCCUUAACUCAGUAUCUGAGUUGAUUCUCAUGGAAUUUUGAGUUUUGUGUACCUUCACAUGAACAAAUACCCCCUAGUUCCAGGGGUUACAAGAUCGAUUUUCAUCCGUGCAUAUGGUGAGUGGGCCUGCCAUACAUAUUUCAAAAUGAAAAAGAAAUCUUCACUACCGUGUAAAUUAAUCAAACAUGUAAACUGAUAUGUUGGUUUAGUAGAAAGUGAGAUCAUAUGGUGAGUAUUUAAAUUAGCAUUAUAGAGGCUAAAUAUGAGUUGAGCUUGUGAUCAUAUACUACUAUGAGCUUAAAAGUUUAGCACAGGUCUGAAGUGUUUGAUUGUUUCUCAUGCCGCUUGACUCGUUCCAAUUUUCUAAUAAUUCAGCUGGAAUUAAGUUGCUUGA
Beta vulgaris subsp. vulgaris (sugar beet) is the source of this 2159-nucleotide messenger RNA. RefSeq lists its product as hypothetical. Gene Ontology annotation, cellular component: mitochondrion. The coding region runs from base 39 to 737 and encodes 232 amino acids. The record is from RefSeq and is a predicted model, not a curated record. The transcript has 9 exons. NCBI's taxonomy places the organism in Eukaryota, Viridiplantae, Streptophyta, Magnoliopsida, Caryophyllales, Amaranthaceae.